AUGGACUUCUUUGCCAUCUUUGGAGAACGAGUCAAAAAAAUUGGUCAUUUGCUGGCCAUGAUGGCUCCAUGGAAAGCACCCAUCUACAUCACUCGGGUGUGGUGUAUUUUCGAGAUCUUUACGGCUCAUAGGAUGGGUGGUUGCAAAGUGGAUAUUGUCAUGCCACCCAAAGAGAAGCAAUCUCUAGAGCUAGAAGUCGUUGAUAAUGGAGAAGGCAUCGAUGCUCUCUACGAGACACUUGGCAACACCAAAGUUGAAAAUGCCAAUGCAUCUGUUGAAAGUGACAGGCUGGCUAUUCUUGGACAAGUAGAAUCAGAUGUUGGAUUCUCUGUGCUCAACAAUCGAGUCAAUGACUUGUUACGUGGUUGGAUGCAUGGUGUCUUGACUCAGUUGGUGGAAACCAGAGAAAACACAAAUGAUGAAGACUAUGUGGACUUUUGUAACGACAUUGGAGUUAUCUUUGACAACAAUGGAGAACAUGAUGCAGCCAUGAAACUUCACCAGACUGCUCUUAGGAUUUGUGAGACUGUGUUCGCAUUGGGCAAGAAUGAUCCUGAUGUUGCAACUGUGUAUAUGAGUAUUGGUGCUGCCCUGCACAAUAUGGAUGACUAUGAAGGUGCUUUGUCAAAGUAUCAAGAAUGUCUUGCUAUUGAAGAAAAAAUAUUGGGCAAGAAUCAUCCUCAUGUGGCAAACACCUACAACAAUAUCGGGAAAGUGCUGUGUGAUGUGGGUGACUAUGAAGGUGCUUUGUCAAAGUAUAAAGAAUGUCUUGCUAUUGAUUUGUCAGUACAUGGCAAGAAUCAUCCCUCAUUGGCAGCCACUUACAACAAUAUUGGCGGCUUGAUGUAUAGGAUGGGUGACUAUUCUGGAGCCUUGUUGAAAUUUGAAGAGUGUCUUGCCAUUUGGGAACCAGUACUGGGAGCAGAUCAUGGUCACACCAAAGGUUGCCUAAAAUGGAUUGAAUUUGUCAAGUCAAAAAUGCAGCAACCUUGA
Messenger RNA from Seminavis robusta, 993 nucleotides. Lineage: Eukaryota; Bacillariophyta; Bacillariophyceae; Naviculales; Naviculaceae. The record is from the annotation of a GenBank genome assembly.